AUGUGGAAGACGUGGCGUGACUAUAACGUAAUGAACGCCGAGCGGUUCGAGGGCGAUUACGACUUUGUGGUUGUGCACGAUCCGCAGCCUGCCGGUAUCCUUCGCUUGCUCCGAGAGAACGGGCGUAGCAACGGGGGCACGCGCUGGAUAUGGCGCUGCCACAUCGAUUCCACGGAUGCCCAGCCCGAGGCUUGGGAGUACAUAACGCCGUACCUGGAGCACUACGACGCCGCUAUCUUCACUCUUGAGCAGUUUGUCAACAAGGACAUAAGGAACUCGGAGAUAUGGGUGGCUCCUCCCGCUAUCGAUCCUCUGAGCCCAAGAACACGCCCAUUUCCCGGGAGACCGUGGAUGAAGUGCUGCGUCGCUUCGACAUAG
This is a messenger RNA of Geodia barretti, 378 nucleotides long. The record is from the annotation of a GenBank genome assembly. Lineage: Eukaryota; Metazoa; Porifera; Demospongiae; Tetractinellida; Geodiidae.